Molecule: messenger RNA, 1759 nt
Organism: Moneuplotes crassus
Lineage: Eukaryota; Ciliophora; Spirotrichea; Euplotida; Euplotidae
Source: the annotation of a GenBank genome assembly
AUUUAAUCAUUCUAAAAUGUCUCAAAGCGAUAGCUCUAAGAGUCAUGCCGGAGAAUACUGUUCACAGAUGCAAAGCUUUGAAGUUAGCAUGUAUGCGAAAGAUAAUGACAAGGCUAGCGGAACUUUUAACAACCAGAUCCAGUUCUUGCUUUCAACAUUAGGCUACGCAGUGAGUUAUGGAAACAUCUGGAGAUUUCCGUAUAUGCUUUACCAACAUGGCGGAGGAGCCUUCUUUGUUCCAUAUCUUAUCUGUUUGGCCAUCUUGGUUUUUCCUUUGUUCUAUUUGGAAAUUGCCUUUGGACAGAUGUACAGGAAAGCCCUUCAUAGAUAUUAUGAUACCAUCCAUCCUAAGCUUUUAGGACUCUCAUUCACUGUAGCUGCUAUUUGCUUCUUUAUUGCAACUUACUACCUAUGUCUGAUAGGCUGGUGCUUUGCAUUCUUCCUGAACUCUUUCCAAGACCCCCUUCCAUGGGCUCCCAAGGUUGACGAGGAUGGUAAAGUUGACGAGUUCUCAAAUAGAUAUUUUGUUAAUGAGUUUUUGGAUAAAUCGGACAGUCUUUUCGACAUAAGGUCAUACAAUCCAACAAUUAUGAUCUCUCUUGUGCUUAUGAUGUCCUUCGUGUUCUUUACUCUUUACAGAGGGAUCCAUUCUGCAAAGUAUGUAUCUUACUUUGUAGUGCCUCUUCCAUACUUCAUCCUGGCUGUCUUCUUCGUCAAAGGACUUACUAUGGAAGGAUUCUCUAGUGGCUGGGCCUACUUGUACAAGCCUGAUUGGUCCAAGCUAUGGACUCUAUCGAUCUGGAGUGAUGCUGCAGGUCAAGCUAUAUUCUCAGCAGGACUUGCUCAUAAUACUGUUAUUAAGUUUGCAUCACAUAGAAAGGAGGAUGAUCCUUUGCUGAGUUCUACCAUACUUCUUCCAUGCUUGAACUUUGGCACUUCAAUGUUUGCCUCCCUUGCUUUGUUCUCUUUCAUCGGACAUGCAUCAUAUACUUCAGGAAUCCCAAUUGAUGAUAUGAAAGUGCAGGGAAUGGAACUGACCUUUGUGGUGUACCCAGCACUGAUCAAUACUUUACCUUGGCCUAAUCUCUGGAGUAUCCUGUUUUUCACAAUGAUGACAUCUCUAGGAUUAGGAACUGAAUACAUCUUAGUUGAAGUCUGUAGCGAUAUAUUCCAUGGAACAUGUAGCAGGAGGAAGACAUUUAAGGGCAGGAAAGUAGUAAUGACCUUUAUCUUCUGCUUGAUUAUACUUCUCAUCAACCUGGCCUUCUUCGCUUCUAGUGCUGGCUACUAUUGGCUAAAGUAUGUUGAUCACUAUGCGACAAGUAUAAAUCUUGUAGUGUUCUCUUUUGUACAGAUAGUUCUCUUUGUUUACUUCUUACCUAUUGAAGACUUGAUUGAAAAGAUCAAGAAGUUCGGAGAGGCAACUCCUAAGCUAUACAUAUUCUGCCUGAAGUACAUUUGUCCAAUUUUCUCCCUAUUUCUAUCUGCUAUGGCUGUGUAUGGAGACAUCACUCGGAAGAAUAAACCUAAAGAAACUAUUGAUGUGAUCGUUUGUAAUAUCAUCUUUGCAAUUCCUUUGUUGAGCUUCUUAAUAGUGUUUGUGUGGAACCCCUUCGGAAGAUAUGACUUAGAGAAUAAAGCAGAGUACAGAUCAGCAAGUCUUCUAGACGAUGGUGAGGAGAUGAAGGAGGCUAGCCAGUCUGGUGAUCAAUAAAUGUGAAGAUAGGGUAUCAAAAAUAUUAGCUUCAAAAAUAUUCAU